Molecule: messenger RNA, 2294 nt
Organism: Chelonus insularis
Lineage: Eukaryota; Metazoa; Arthropoda; Insecta; Hymenoptera; Braconidae
Exons: 2
Coding region: 697-2085 (462 amino acids)
Source: RefSeq, a predicted model, not a curated record
UUGGUAUGGUGGUAGUGAGUCUGUCAGUGAAUCCGCCAAACGAACUAUACUUCAAGUAUGUGCCGAGAUUUUACAAGAUGAAAUUAAGAAAUUUCGAUACAACACAACAACUUAUCCUACACCUCAGGCAUUUCUCGAUACUGUUACAUCAGACAUACCUCCACUUCUUAAUAGUUUUUUACACAGAUUAAUAAUAACAGAUGGAAAGGAGCAGUCUCAUGAAUCUUCACUUUACAUCAAAAUUGAAAAUCUUGCCCACUCUAUUAUAUCAGCACUUCGCCCAAAAUCAUUUAUCUCAUGUCUUCAAUUAUCUAUAGAAACGUACAUUUAUCGUAAGACGGGAUCAAAAUUAGCUAUAAAUUUAUUAAACAGAUUAGGAAUAUGUUCGUCGUACCAUAAUAUUCAACUCCACGAAGCUUCAACGAUUAUUCAUCCACAAACAACUAAAAUCGAAAAUGCAUUUGUCCAAUAUGUUUUUGAUAAUACUGACCACAAUGCCAGUACUUCAGAUGGUCGUGAAACCUUUCACUGUUUAGGUGGCAUUGCUGCGUAUACUCCAGCUGAUCAUAUUUCAUAUGAAGGAAGUACAAUUAAAGAAUUACCAAGCUUUUGACCAACAACACCGAUUUAAUACGUACAGCAUUGGAGUAUGAAUUAUCUCCAUUUCCGUUAUCAUUAUUCGAUGAAAAUGGAUAUAUGAGGAAAGGAACGAAAUCAGAUUUAUAUGAUGUUUUUGAAACAAUAAACGCUAGUAGUAAAAUUUUGAAAGAAUCCGUUUGUGUCAUCGAUGGAGGAUGGCUAUUACACCAAGUACAAUGGCCGCAUAGUAAAACAUUCCGAGAUAUUUGUGAUCUUUAUGUUUCAUAUAUUCAUCGACAUUUCCCGGAAGCAUACAUAGUUUUUGAUGGAUACAGUAAUGAAAAUGUUGCUGUAAAAACAUAUGAACGAUUUCGUCGUAAUGAAAAAAAUUUUGCUCCAGAUGUUAAUAUCAAUAUGGAUUUGAUGGUAUUAUUAACACGUGAAAAGUUUUUAGCAAAUAUUGCUAAUAAACAUAAAUUCAUAAAUUUACUAACAGAAUCCUUGAGGCAAUCAAACAUUCAUGUUGAAGUGGCAAAUGGAGAUGCUGACACAUUGAUUGUAACUACUGCAAUCGAAUUGAAGAAUCGUGUAUCAAAAUCGGUAGUAGUUGUAGGUAAUGAUGUCGAUCUCAUUGUUUUAUUAGUCGGUCUGACUUCACCUGGCACAAUCAUAUAUUUCUAUAAAAUGGGAUCAGGUAAAACUGAGAGCAGAGUUUAUGACACACAUUCCAAUCAGCUAUUCAAAGAUUUCAUUCUAUUCGUCCAUGCAUUUUCUGGCUGUGAUUCAACAAGUGCCCUAUUUAAUAAAGGCAAAAAGAGAUUAGUAAAGCUGUUUCUCGAAGAUGCACAAUUAACAGAUAUGAUAAAACCUUUUUACAGUAGUAACAGUGAAAAACGAAUUUUGUAUGAAGUUGCAGAAAAAAUAAUUUUCCAGCUUUAUCUUAGUAAUAAUACAAAAGAGCAACCUACAACAAUUGCUGAACUAAGAUACUACUUAUUUAAUCAAACGAUAUUCCAUAAUAAUAAAGAAUCGUCAUUAGCUACUUUACCUCCAACUCAAGCAGCACUUCUAGAGCAUACAAAAAGAGUCUAUUUACAAGUACAAGAAUGGCUUGGAAGAAACAUGGACGCUGAAGAAUGGGGAUGGAAGAGAAUAUUCCAAAUCAUCAUGUAUCCAGUGAUGACAACAGCACCGCCCGCACCAGAUGUACUACUUGAACAGGUUCGUUGUUCAUGCACGGACUGUUCGAGUAGCCGUUGCACGUGUAAAAAGAGUGGUAUUCGCUGUACUCAGCUUUGUAAGAACUGUGAAGGGAAUGCUUGCGAAAACAAGGCGAUACAACCGGCAGAACAAACUGCAGAAAUUUGUGAAGAAGAAGAAAAUAAUGAUGAACUUGAGGCAGAAGAAUAUUUGGAGGAAGAGUCGGAAACGGAGGAGCAAAUCGAAGAAGAGUUAGAUCACACUAACACUGCUGAACCGAUGGAAAUCGAUUUCGACAAUUAUUAAUUUAUUAUUAAAUAAAAAUACAAAUCUAAGCUCACUUUUAAUUCGUUGUAUUUAUUUAUAUCCACAACAACUGUCCACAAACAAAUAUUUAGUAAAAUGAUCAUGGAAGGUGUGCAAAUUUUCAGUUGUAUUAAAAUAACUUUAUUGAUGAUAAUAUUUUGUAAUUCUGCAAGAAGAAGAUAUUUCUCUUACAUUUUUUUUUUUUAAAU